AUACCUAAAGUACAUACAUACAUGCACGUGCAGUCUCCCACGUGCCGUUGUACAUCUACCUCCCUACAUACAUACCUAGCCCCCUACGCGCGGACAUUUUUCCUUCGUAGAAACAAUGCGAGCGUCAUUGCCUACCCUUUCUCUACCCAUUAUCGCGACUCUCAUUCUACGUCGGAAUACUCGCGCUGUAUCUCCGGGAUAACAGCCAUGAGAUGUGCGACGAAUUCAUCAGUUGGGGGAUUGAAAGGUCGGGUUGGUGGUGAGAUUACCCGCGAUCGUCGCGUCUCCUUUUCUUUCGGCCUGCCUCGCAGAGGACGGACAGGUAGGUGA
Molecule: messenger RNA, 330 nt
Organism: Periconia digitata
Lineage: Eukaryota; Fungi; Ascomycota; Dothideomycetes; Pleosporales; Periconiaceae
Source: the annotation of a GenBank genome assembly